GGUAUACACUGCAGCCAGUUCGAACCACGCUUCUUUGGGGUCAUUAGACGCUGGUGGCUCCCUAGCGGGCCCCUUAGGCGCCCCCAUGGACAGCGGCGUGCAGUUUACCUGCGUCGCCAUUGAUGCGGGGGGCGAGCUGUUGGUUGCGGGGAGUCAGGGCAGCUGUUUUUCUGCUUUUGUUUGGAGUGUACGGACAGCGAAGCUGCUGGAAGAACUCACGGGGCACGAAGCCCCCGUUGUCUCUGUGGCAUUUCACCCUCAUCCCGACAGACAGGGGCUGCUAGCUACAGGCAGUUGGGACAAAAGCGUUAAAGUGUGGGACAUUCUGGGCCGGCGAAGUCGAGGAGGGGCGCCAGAGACGCUGCUGCAGAGCGGAGGGGUGCAGUGCCUGGCCUUUGAGCCUCAGGGCAGGGCGUGUUCUUCGUGUUCUUACCCGCCGCACGUUCUCUCUUCUCCGGCGUCUGUCUCUGCAUGCAGAGGUCUCCACUGUCCCAAAGUUUUCCUAUACGACAUCGAGGCUGGCACCCUGACAGCUGCCUUCCUUUUGACUUCCAACUGUCUCCUCGAAGGCAUUUUCCGCGAACUUAACUCGAAAUACAUUGCAGACGAUGGCACCCCUAUCCAGGAAUACGACUUGUCAGACGAAGAAGACAAUUUUAAUGAAGGGGAGAGAGAAAGGAAGAGAAUUCGCAGUCACCGAAGUCUGCCAGGUGUCAUGAUGGGGGACUUAGCUGCGAAGAACGACAGAGUCUUCUUAGUGCAUGCUGUCGCGUUCUCGGGAGACAGCCGUUCCUUCGCGGUCGCCACAUCUCACGGGCUCUACAUAUACAGCAUAGAUCUGCAGGGGGGCCUUAUUGGGAACUACGGCAUCACGGAGUUAGGCUCAACGCUGCCGUUCUUAACGCGAAAUGUGACGAUGAGCAACAUAUCCAAGGCGCUGGCAAAAGAGGAGUUCGCCAAGGCAUUCCUCUUUGCUCUGGUGGCCAACAACCUGCCGACCCUGUUGUGCGUUUACGAAAAGAUUCCGGCUUCUUCAGUCCCCCUCGUCUGCAGCAGUUUGUCUCCUGCUCUGUUACCUUCCCUCCUCCUCUUCUUGCAGACAGUUUUGUCUCCAGAUGUUCAAGUUGGCACCCGGCACCUGCAGUUUCACCUUCUCUGGCUGAGCUGCCUUCUCAAACUCCGCAUGCACGUGUUCCAGGGCGAACUCGGAAGGCUGUGGGCGGAGACAAACGCUGAUAAAAGUGGCAGCGCAGACCAUAGCAGAGCGGAGUCCUUCACCCGCCUUUCCCGCAUUUCUGUGGAUCUGAGGACCCUCUUUUUGCUCCUUUUGCGGCAGCUGCAGCAGCAGCACGCCAACUUGCAUGCGACCUUCGCCUCGAAUUUGGGCACUCUUUCUUUCCUCACUGCAGCAAUGCGCAACAGACGAAAGCCGCUCACCGACAGUACUGCUUGCAGCGCCCUGGAACGAUGCCUCACGACCACAGCUUUGCUGAGGGCCCGCACGGGGCCCCCAACUUGGGCUUUGAAUGGGGCCCCCAAGGGGGAUCCCAGAGAAUCUCACUUGCAAGCCUUCACAAACGACCACCGUCUUCACAAGGGGGCCACCGGCGGCUCCCCUGGCAACAGGGCUUUGCAGGGUCGGGGCGAAGGAGGGAGAGACAAAGGAGACAGAUUCAUUCUAAGGAUCGAUGAUACAGACGCAAGCCGCAGCCAACGGCAGAUGGAAGCGGCUCUCAUUGAAGACCUCCAGUGGUUAGGCAUCAAAUGGGAGGAGGGCCCAGAUGUGGGUGGCUCCAGGGGUCCUUAUAGGCAGUCCGAGAGGCUAGAAAUAUAUCAACAGCAGGGACGACGGCUUCUGGAUAAAGGACUGCUGUACAAAUGCUUCUGCAGCAGAGAGAGACUGUUGCAGCUGCGUCGGGAGUGUACGCAGCAUGGCCUGCCCCCCCGAUAUGAUGGAAAGUGUCGUUCGCUGGAUCCGCAGCAGGCAGAAUUGUUUGCUGCAGCGGGGAGGCCCUUUACCCUCAGAUUCAAGACACCGGCGGAGCCUGAGGCGGUUUGUUUUACGGACCUCGUGAGGGGUUUCGUGCGGCUCUCAGUGCAGCAGACUGCAGGGGAUUUUGUUUGCUUCAGAGAUGCAGCAGGUGCUCCAUCUUUGGGGGUCGCCGGUGCUGCAGGUUCUCGUGAGGAGGCUGUGGAAGGCCCCAGUGCCACCAAAGAAGGAGCUGUGUGGGGAAUACCCGUAUACAACUUCUGCGCUGCCGUCGAUGACUGGCUAAUGGGAGUGACUGCCGUCGUCCGGGGAGAAGAACACAUCCCAAACACCGUGGCGCAGAUACUGGUUGCUCGGGCCUUGGGUGCCCCUGUGCCUCUCUUCUGCCAUCUGCCAGUCAUUGUCGCGAAAGAGGGAGGCAAAAUCAGCAAGCGCAGACAGCAGCAGCCUGCCAUCAGCAGCACCAAUAGCAGCAACAGGAGCAGCAGUAGCAGCAGCAGUGACUACACGAUUCGAGGCAUGCGGCUGCGCGGGUACCAUCCAGAGGCCGUCGUGGACUUUUUAAGGGGCCACCACACCAACGAUGGGGGGAAGCAGAGCGACAGGCCGUCUUGGCUGAGCGCGGUGGGCAAAAGCGCCUUUUGUUUCGAUGACGUUCAUCUGAAGUUUGCACACAAGCAAAAGAUACGGCAGCUGGCAGCCAGCCCCAAUGCCGAGCCGCUGGUGCAUUUCUUCUUACAAAUUAUCGCAAUGGCCUCAGAUGGCUGUCCAGGCGCUGCGGUUUCCCUUCAACAUGCAGCAGCAGCACCUGCUCUGCAGAGCAUCCAGCGGGAGGCGCCCGUUUCUUCGGAUAUUCAUGGGUGCAGCCAGCAUUUGUUUGAUUUCAUAUCGUUGGCUGCUCGUUUGGUGCUGCCACAGCACAUAGUGCCUGCUGCUGUUGUUGCUGCCCUGGGCGAAUACCUUACGGGGGGGCCACUCCAAGUGGUGGAUGCCCUUGGGGACCACCAAGGCCUUGCUGCGGUGUAUGGCGGGCUGGCUGCCUUUCGAGGCGUCGCUGCCGCGGUUCUUAAGUCGCGCGAGCUGUUUGCAGGUCUCUCUACUGUCUGUACUGGUCCAGAAGAGUGUGCAGGAGACGGGUACGAGAGGAUACAGCACCAUCCAGAGCAGCACCUUGACAUCAUGCAGCAGUUUGAAAUCUGGAAGCAGCAGCUGCUGCUGCAGCUCCAGAUAAGCAAGGCAGAGCUGCUGCGGUUGCUGAGAAUAUCCCUGACGGGAAAGGACACAGGCCUCCCCUUGUUGCAGCAGCUGCAACUAUUGAAGAGGGCGGAGCUCGCGGGCCUCCCGCCGCUGCCUGCGGCGGCUUCAUGUAGCAGUGAAGGAGACAGACAAGGAGACAAGAUGAGAGACAGACAAGAAGACAACAGCAGCAGGACAGGAAGUGACACGCAGAGAAACAGUACCCCCCAGAGCAACUCGUGCGGCCAUAGACACCGGGGGGUGCUGUGGAUAUCCAGGCAGAAAGUGAAGACACUGCAGCAACGCCUGGACGAACUGCAGCACGUGCUAAAGGAGCUCUCUGUGCACGCCAAGCCAACCAUAAACGCAAACGCCUAG
This is a messenger RNA of Eimeria maxima, 3604 nucleotides long. Its product is annotated as glutamyl-tRNA synthetase, putative. Gene Ontology annotation, molecular function: ATP binding; protein binding; glutamate-tRNA ligase activity. The record is from RefSeq and is a predicted model, not a curated record. The annotation marks the transcript as partial. The transcript is spliced from 20 exons. Lineage: Eukaryota; Apicomplexa; Conoidasida; Eucoccidiorida; Eimeriidae. Gene Ontology annotation, biological process: glutamyl-tRNA aminoacylation.